AUGAGCGAAUUGUUCGGCAAACAACUCCGGAAACAAACUGCUCGUGCCAAAGAAAGGUUACUCGAAGGGCUUGGAAAAGCAAAAGCCACGCAAGAUGAUGUAUUUGAUCAGCAUGCUGCAAAUCUAAGUAAGCAAAGCAAAGCCUGCGAAAGGCUUUAUCGCGACCUGAAGGCUUACGGAACAGCACUAAAAACAAUGGUUCAGGCACAGAAAACACUUCGAGAAACAAUACGAGAACUCUAUGAACCGGAUUGGCCUGAUCGUGAACAUUUAUGUGCAAUUACGCAGGUUUUUUUUUUUUAA
Molecule: messenger RNA, 303 nt
Organism: Gongylonema pulchrum
Lineage: Eukaryota; Metazoa; Nematoda; Chromadorea; Rhabditida; Gongylonematidae
Source: the annotation of a GenBank genome assembly